UCACCUUAUAAGUAAUCAAUAAUCAUCCACAAAUAUCUCUACAUUAGUAGAAACAUAUAGACAUGGCUUUAAGUGGGAAAGUGGAGAUUGAGAUAGAGAUUCAAGCACCUGCUGAUAAAUUCUAUAAUAUCUUUAGAAAGCAACUUGAACAUGUUCCUAAUAUAUCUCCAGAAAUACAUGAAAAUAAAGUGCAUGAAGGUGACGGGGAAAAUGUUGGUUCCAUCAAAUAUUGGGAAUAUAUAAUAGAAGGAAAAAAAGUAAGUGCUAAAGCAAAAAUUGAGACUAUAGAUGAUGAAAAUAAGUUAAUCACAUAUAGUUUAUUUGAUGGGGAAGUGAGUGAGAAUUACAAGAGUUUUAAGUCAACAUUUCAAGUGAUAGGUGGGAUUGUGAAAUGGACUUUUGAAUAUGAGAAGCUAAAGGAGGAUAUUGCAUUUGGAUCUCCAGAUUCAUACUUGGUCUUUGCUGAAAAGGUGACAAAAGAUAUUGAUGCUCAUCUUAUCAAAGAAUAGCAACAAAGAUGAAGAAGAAGUGUGUUUGGUUUGAGUGUGUUUACUUAUCAAAUAAACUUUAUUGUAAUGAAUGAAUGUUAUCUUAAUGUUUGUAAAAUGUUUGAUGUGUAUUAUGACUACUUAAUGUUUGUAAAAUGUUUAAUACAUAUGUUUUAUUGAUCAAGAUUUAAAGAACCUCGUUAAGUUAUAUAUUGGAAAAUGUGUGCUAAAUAAUAUGUUUUCAUCAAACUUUAUGUAAUGAUAUAAGUUGUUCUUUU
Molecule: messenger RNA, 766 nt
Organism: Lathyrus oleraceus (garden pea)
Lineage: Eukaryota; Viridiplantae; Streptophyta; Magnoliopsida; Fabales; Fabaceae
Product: MLP-like protein 28
Exons: 2
Coding region: 63-509 (148 amino acids)
Biological process (GO): defense response
Source: RefSeq, a predicted model, not a curated record